Messenger RNA from Nicotiana tabacum (common tobacco), 5296 nucleotides. RefSeq names its product formin-like protein 18. The record is from RefSeq and is a predicted model, not a curated record. NCBI's taxonomy places the organism in Eukaryota, Viridiplantae, Streptophyta, Magnoliopsida, Solanales, Solanaceae.
CAGAUUUGUUCCUGUUUAUUCGCUAGCCCAUCUCUCAGCUUCUACGCUCUCUUCCUUUCCCCCACUUUUCUUCUUCAACAAUUCUCCAUUUCAAAUACAAAGAUUCACAAAAUUAUACAUACAUAUGUAUACGUACGUAUACGCACAUAUAUUGUAUAUAUAGAUAUAUAUAAAUUAUACAAAUAUAGAUAGGUUUUUUGGAAUUGAAAAAUAAGCGGCAAUGGCACUGCUAAGGAAAUUGUUUUAUAGGAAGCCGCCUGAUGGACUAUUGGAGAUCUGCGAGAGAGUUUACGUGUUUGAUUGCUGUUUCACCACUGAUGUUUGGGAGGAAGAAAAUUACAAAGGCUAUGUAGGAGGUGUGAUUAGUCAACUUCGGGAUCAUUACCCUGACGUCUCAAUAUUGGUUUUUAAUUUUCGUGAAGGGGAAUCACAGAGCCCAAUGGCAAAUACUCUGUCUGAGUAUGAUCUGACAAUAAUGGACUACCCUCGGCACUAUGAGGGUUGUCCCUUGCUUUCAAUGGAGGUGAUACACCAUUUUCUAAGAUCCAGUGAAAGUUGGCUCUCACUUGGGCAGCAAAACGUGCUUUUAAUGCAUUGUGAACGGGGUGGUUGGCCAGUUUUGGCAUUUAUGUUGGCUGCAUUAUUGAUAUACAGGAAACAUUACACUGGAGAGCAGAAGACUUUAGACAUGAUUUAUAAGCAGGCUCCUCGUGAGCUUUUGUACUUGCUGCAGCCACUGAAUCCAAUUCCUUCUCAGCUAAGAUACCUACAGUAUGUAGCGAGGAGGAAUGUGAACAUGCAGUGGCCUCCAUUGGAUAGAGCACUCGCUUUGGAUUGCAUCAUUAUUAGGGCGAUACCUAAUUUUGAUGGAGAGGGUGGUUGCCGGCCUAUAUUUCGUAUCUAUGGACAGGAUCCAUUUCUAGUUUCUGAUCGAUCGCCAAAAAUUUUGUUCUCAACUCCAAAGAAGAAUAAAGUUGUCCGUCAUUACAAGCAGGCAGAAUGUGAAUUAGUUAAGAUUGAUAUCAAUUGCCAUAUUCAAGGAGAUGUUGUAUUGGAAUGUAUUUGUUUGCACGAUGACCUGGAGCGGGAACAGAUGAUGUUUAGGACCAUGUUUAAUACAGCUUUUGUUAGGUCAAACAUCUUGAUACUUAAUCGUGAUGAACUUGAUACUUUAUGGGAUGCUAAAGAUCAAUUUCCAAAAGACUUCAGAGCAGAGGUUCUUUUCUCAGAGAUGGACACUGCUGCUUCUGUUCUUCCUGUAGAUUUGUCCUGUUUUGAGGAGAAGGAUGGCCUACCAGUGGAGGCAUUUGCCAAAGUUCAGGAGAUCUUUAACAGUGUAGAUUGGGUAAGUCCGAAGGGCGCUGCUGCUCGUAAUGUGCUCCAACAAAUAACCACGUCAGGUUUGGUCCAGGACAAGUUGGAAUCCACUCCUCCACAGUGUACAGAUACUGGCAUGCUGCUCGAUCAAGCAACUUUAGAGAAGCCUGGAGAGAGGAAAGGACAUGCACCUCUGGACAAUAAUGCUAAGGGCUCGUCGCUAUUUAUGUUGGAGCAGCAGUUGGUGUCAUCCAUCAAAUCAUCCUCCAACGUAGACCAAAGUGACCAACAGAAAGCUGAAUCUCAAUUUGUGGGAACCAGAAGUGAGAUGAAGGUAUCAAAAUUGCAGCCAUCAAUCCCUCUUUCAAAACCUUCUCCUGCUGACCUUAGUACAGAAUCUAGUGCUUCUUCUGAGUCAUCACAACCAUCUCCGCAUGUUCUCCCAACAUCAGGACGUCCUCCACUUGUAAAAGAGUUGGAUCCUCAUAUACAAGAAUGUGGUAAGCUGAGUGACUUCCCUUCCCUACCUGAAACCAAGAGUCUGCCGUUUAAGACUAGUAUUUCAACUUCGCCUCCAUCCUCACCCUUACCUGGAAAGGAUCAGGGUGUUGGUACUGGACCAUCUCUAUCUCCUCCACCAGUGGCAGCACUGCUCACUCCUCCCGCGAAGGAUAAAUUAGUCACUGCAACUGUACCUUUUGCCUCUCAGGCUACUCCUCCCAGAACCCAAGGCCCCCCAAUUGAAUCCUUGAAGGACAGACCUACUAAGUCUCAACCUGAUACAUCUCUGCUUCAUCCAACAGUGCAGCAGCCAGCUGAUGAAGCUGCUAAAAUGGAACCUGCUCCACCUCCUCAUUGUACUGGACUAUCUCUAUCUCCUCCCCCGGUGGCACCAGCACCGCUCACUCCUCCCAUGAAGGAUAAAUUAGUCACAGGAACUGUACCUUCUGCAUCUCCGGCUACUCCACCCAGAACCGAAGGUCCUGCAAUUGUAUCCUUGAAGGAAGACAGACCUACUAUGUCUCAACUUGAUACAUCUCUGCUUCCUGUAACAAUGCAGCAGCCAGCUGAUGAAGCUGCUAAAAGGGAACCUACUCCACCUCCUCAUCCUUCUGGAAGUUGUCCUCCAUCCGUAGCUCCAUCUCCCAGUUCCUCUUCUCCAUCAGCUGCCAUUCCCUUUAUCAAACCUAUGGAACAAAAAGUCAUCCAUAGGAGCAAUAUUUCACCACCGCCACCGCCACCUCCACCUCCACCUCCACAGCGUCCAACCCCUAUAUUGAAUGAGAGUUUUGCUCCUGUUGGUGGAUCACCUCAGCCACCUGCUCCUCCUACCCCACUUUUGAAGGAACAUUCAUCUUUCAGAGGUGUGUCAUCACCUUCACCACCUCCGCCUCCUCUUCCUCGAGACCCAUACCCAUUACUUACCACCCCUGUGUUGAACAAGAAUUCUGCCUGUAGUGGUGGACCGCUUGAACCAGUCCCAGCUUUGAAGGAAAGUUUAGCUUUUAGAGAUAAGCCACUACCGCCUCCACCUCCACCUCCACCUCCAUGCCAAUUGACUACAGCUCCAAUAUUAAAUGCAAAUUCUGGCUCUAUCAAUGGACCGCCUCAACCUCCAUCUACGCCACCUUUGAAGGAAAAAGUAGUUUCCAGCGGUGGAGUACCACCCCCCCCAUGCCAGUUGACUACAACCCCAAUCUUGAAUGUGAAUUCUGCCUCUAUUUGUGGAUCGCCUCAACCUCCACCUCCACCCACGCCACCUUUGAAGGGAAAAGUAGUGUCCAGCGGCGGAGUACUACCAACCCCAUGCCAGUUGACUACAACCCCAAUAUUGAAUGCAAAUUCUGCCUCUAUUGGUGGAUCACCUCAACCUCCACCUCCACCCACUCCACCUUUGAAGGAAAAAGUUGUUUCCCAAAGUGGAGUGCCACCACUUCCCCCUCCACCUCUUCCUGGGCAACCUAUGAAGGAGAACUCCUCGUGUAGUGGUGGACCCUCUCCACCACCACCCCCUCCGUUGCCUGCUGCAGCUUCUAAGCAUACGAAUAUAUCUGCAGUGCCACUGCCUCCUCCUCCUCCUGCAUUGGGCUCUCCACAGAGUGUUCCUUCAGCUCCACCUCCUCCAUUCCCUUCUCUUAAGACGGAUCUAAAACCGGGUUCUGGUCCGACACAGUCAGCAUCAAAAGGUAGUAAUCUCCCUACUUCUCCAUCUCCGCCCCCACCUUCUGCUCCUCCGCCUGGCCUAAAGGGCCGAGGACCAUUAUCUCGUACCAUGAAUUCAAGAAGCCAGUCGUCAAAGAAACUGAAGCCAUUACACUGGUUAAAGAUAUCUAGAGCAGUUUCAGGAAGCUUGUGGGCGGAGGCUCAAAAAUGUAGUGAUGCUCCCAAGGCACCAGAGAUUGAUAUAUCAGAGCUUGAAUCUCUCUUUUCAGCUGCAGUUCCAACUUCAGGACAAGGCGGUCCAGGUGGGAAAAGGAAUUCGAGGACCUCAAUGGGGCAGAAGCCGGAGAAAGUGCAGCUGGUUGAUCAUAGACGGGCUUAUAAUUGUGAAAUCAUGCUUUCUAAGGUGAAAAUACCACUGCAUGAUAUGCUGAGCUCAGUUCUUGCACUGGAAGAUUCAGCAUUAGAUGUGGAUCAGGUGGAGAAUCUGAUUAAGUUUUGCCCGACUAAGGAGGAGAUGGAAACUCUCAAGGGUUAUAAAGGAGAGAAGGAGAAGUUGGGUCGAUGUGAACAGUUCAUGUUAGAGUUGAUGCAAGUACCACGAAUAGAGUCCAAGCUGCGAGUUUUUUCGUUUAAGAUUCAGUUUGAAUCUCAGGUUUCUGAGCUAAGGAAGAGUCUGAAUAUUGUGAAUUCGGCGGCUGAUCAGAUCAAGGGUUCAUCAAAAUUGAAAAGGAUUAUGCAGACAAUUCUCUCUCUCGGAAAUGCUUUGAACCAGGGAACCGCCAGAGGGUCUGCUGUUGGAUUCAGGUUAGAUAGCCUCCUUAAACUAACAGAGACACGUGCGCGGAACAAUAAGAUGACACUCAUGCAUUAUCUUUGCAAGGUACUUGCUGACAAAUUGCCCGAACUGCUAGAUUUUUCUAAAGAUCUGUCUAGCUUGGAACCUGCAGCAAAGAUACAACUUAAAUUUCUUGCAGAGGAAAUGCAAGCUAUUAGCAAAGGACUGGAGAAAGUUGUACAAGAACUGUCCAUGUCUGAAAAUGACGGAAUUGUGUCCGAGAACUUUCGCAAGGCUUUGAAGGAGUUCCUUUGUCAUGCUGAAGGUGAAGUGAGGUCCUUGGCUCAACUUUAUUCUGGUGUGGGUAGAAAUGUUGAUUCAUUGAUUCUUUACUUUGGAGAAGACCCAGCUCGUUGCCCAUUUGAACAAGUUAUCUCAACGUUGCUAAACUUCCGAAGGAUGUUUAAUCAAGCCCUAGAGGAAAAUCGCAAGCAGAUUGAGUUUGAGAGAAAGAAAGCAGAGAAGGAAGCAUUGGAGAAUCAGAAAACGAGUCAUUCAGAGAAAACUUGACCCAUUCUGCAUAGUCUGAAAUAAUGUACUCUUAUAUGGAAAUAUCAUCAUGGCAAAGCUUGGCCGAGAUCGAAGAUCCUGGGGAGCGAGAAAUCAGUUAUCUGACUGUAUAAAGACGAUGUACAUUUUCUGUGGAAACACCGGAGAUACGUUGGUGUAGGUUUGAAUGCUUCCCAGUGCUCCUCUUUUAUUAUUGAGAGAGAAUCGGGGAGUAUGCAGAUGGAAUUACGUUGGGGCGGUAGGCUAAUUGUACAUACUAGAAAAAGAAUGUAGAAAUUCUUGGAGGUGAUGCCUUUUUUUCUUCUUGGUGAUAACCUAGAGCUAAUAGUUUCAUUCUUUAUUAUCUGUAUUUCAUGCUGAUGAUCCUAGUUUGAUCUAGUUUUGUGGUCAUCAUCCUGUUCAAUAAAAAUAGUUGUUUAUGUUAAGUUCCUUUAUAGCGAUAUCUCUCUCGUCAAGUCAUUUAUUUUUCGA